Messenger RNA from Musca domestica (house fly), 3090 nucleotides. Its product is annotated as forkhead box protein O. Gene Ontology annotation, molecular function: DNA-binding transcription factor activity, RNA polymerase II-specific; RNA polymerase II cis-regulatory region sequence-specific DNA binding. Gene Ontology annotation, biological process: regulation of transcription by RNA polymerase II. Bases 607 to 2547 code for a protein of 646 amino acids. The transcript has 10 exons. The record is from RefSeq and is a predicted model, not a curated record. Gene Ontology annotation, cellular component: nucleus. NCBI's taxonomy places the organism in Eukaryota, Metazoa, Arthropoda, Insecta, Diptera, Muscidae.
CUUGUAAGCAGGUAGAGACCGUAUAACACGUUUUAAGCUUAAAAGCCACGAGGUCGUUCGUUUUCUGUGUUUGAAAAGAUAAUUGUAUGCCAUUGGGUAGUGGUGCUGAUCUUUAAAAAAAAAAUAAAUUAAAAUAAAAAAAAAUAACGCACAAUACUUUUGCGUAUAAUUUUGGUUAAACACAACAACCAUUAAUUAAUUUGGUAAAGAAAAUAAAUAAAAACAAUUAUUAUCCGAAAAGAAUCGCCUCAAGCAAAAUAGCCAACGUUGUCAUCAUUGCCCUGGACAUCAUCAUUAGCUCUGUAAAGAAAAAACUAAACAUUUGUGCUUCAAAUUCUACCGAGUGUGUUCCGCCGUUCUACAAUUGUAAAAUUUGUAUAAAACUAAAAGAAGACAAAUUUCUUCAAAUUUUGGAUCAGUGCAGUGCAGGUGCAGUGUGCGAUAUUGUAUUGGUAUUAGUUUUGGCUUAAAGAAGAACUCCUCUAAUCUCGAUUUGUAACUCUGUGGUGUGAACUGUUGGCGCCGGUCUCGUCAUAUAAACGCUUCAUCUACAAACAAGUACACAGCACAAAACUGCAACUAUUAAACGAUCCCUACGCAAAUAUAAUGGACGGCUUUGCCCAUGAAUGGACAACGCCACCACGCACCGAUACAAGCGGUCUGCACAUGGACUUGGUGGCGGAGUUACAUGAGAGUGGUUUCGAGCCACAGACUAGAGCUCGUUCGAAUACAUGGCCAUGUCCAAGGCCAGAAAAUUUUGUAGAACCACCCGAUGAGCUGGAGAGUACAAAGGCCAGUAAUCAACAAUUGGCCGGAGGAGACUCACAACAAACCAAUGUUCCUAGCGUGAAUGCCGCCAAAAAGAAUUCAUCACGUCGUAAUGCCUGGGGUAAUCUCUCCUAUGCUGAUCUAAUAACACACGCCAUUGGCUCGGCAAGUGAAAAACGUUUGACUUUGAGUCAAAUUUAUGAAUGGAUGGUGCACAAUGUUCCAUAUUUUAAGGAUAAGGGUGAUUCGACUAGUAGUGCGGGCUGGAAGAACUCAAUUAGACAUAAUCUCUCUUUACAUAAUCGUUUUAUGCGUGUACAAAACGAAGGUACCGGCAAAUCUUCGUGGUGGAUGCUGAAUCCGGAUGCAAAACCUGGCAAAUCGGUGCGCCGACGUGCCGCCUCCAUGGAAACGUCGCGCUAUGAAAAACGUCGGGGGCGUGCCAAGAAACGUGUCGAAGCUCUACGGCAGGCUGGUGUGACCGGUAUCAAAGAUAAUACUCCGUCGCCGAGCAGUAGUAUAAGUGAAGGUCUAGAUCAUUUUCCCGAGAGUCCAUUGCAUAGUGGUUUUCCCAUAUCGCCGGACUUUAGACAACGUGCUUCUUCAAAUGCCAGUUCCUGUGGACGUUUAAGUCCAAGACCUCUGGUAAAUUUGGACUACGAUUGGGGUUUCCCGGCUGAUUAUCAGAAUUCAGCAUCGGCUGCUACUAUGGACAAGUUGGCUGGUUCCAUGGCCGAGGAGUUGACACUGCAAAAGGACCGGAUGCAGCAACAGCAGCAGCAGCAACAGCAACAACAGCAACAACAAGGGUUUAGCACGGCUUCGGGAAUGCCCACUCAACCCCCACCGCCAUAUCCUAGCAACAAUCAGCAACAACAACAGCAACCAACCUAUACGCUCAAUGGCCCCAUGGCACAGGGUUACAGUAAUUUGCCCACACAGCAAUGUAUGCUGCAUCGUUCGCUCACCUGCACCUGUUUGCGUACAACACGUGAGGGCCUCUCGCCAAACUCAGUUCAAACUAUGUCACCCGCCUAUCCAAACAGUGAACCCUCAUCGGAUUCUUUAAACACUUAUGCCAAUGUAGUUAUUGAUGGUGCCUCAGGAGUCUCAUCCGAUGGCAGUGGCUCCAAUCAUUUGAUGCUGCAGCAUCAACAGCAAAGACAAUUACAACAACAACAGCAGCAGCAGCAACAGACCCAACAACAUAGCUCAAAUUUAGAAGAUAAUAAUUGCGCAUCAACUUUAAUAGGACAAUACUUGGGUGCUCUGAACAAUGAGGCGGCACCAAUUGACGAAUUUAAUAUAGAAAAUUUUCAAGGUGGUUUGGAGUGCAAUGUUGAAGAGCUAAUGCAACAGGAAAUAAGCAUUGAUGGUCUACUCGACAUUAAUAUACCACUGACAGAUGUCAAUAGCAGCAGCAAUGUAAAUAACAGUGUCUCAAAUGCUGGUCAUAUGGGAGCCGUAAACAAUGCGACAACAUUAGCCAAUACAACAACUGCACCUCUGACAACACAGCAGCAAUUGCAUGCUCAGCUGCAGGCUCAUUUGCAACAGCAGCAACAACAAAUGCUACAACAACAGCAACAGCAGCAACAACAACAUCAGCAACAGCAGCAGCAACAACAACAGCUACCGCCAAUGCUUAACAACAACAAUAAUACACCAAUGACAACCGGCCUAGAAUUGCCGGUGACACAAUCGCCAACAUCCAAUCUUAAUGCCAUAGUACAAUAUCCACAGCAGAGCGUCGUAACGCCACCAUCCUGGGUGCAUUGAUACAACCGUUUGGUCCAAUACUUCCCAUAUAGUCCCAUUAUACAUCAUCAAUAUCAACAUCAAUAUAGCAGAAAUGGAUAUGUCAGCAGCAGUAGCAGCGGAAGCGGCAGCGUCAGUAGCAGCAAUAACAGCAACCCCAACUCCUACCACCAUACAGCAAAGCACGUCGAAUGCUGUAACAAUAAAAACAAUAAACGUAAGCAUAGCUUACGCCAAUUGUGAGGAGCAGGAGAAGUUGUCUGUCCCCGCAAGCAUGUAUUGAACCAGUGAAAUUCCUCAAAACUUCUCUCAGCUCUGUUUUGUACCGGGAAAAAAUAGUUAAUUUGGUAAUAAUAAAUUCAAAACAAGAAAUAAAAACUAUACCGGAGAACUGAUGCAAAGGUUCACCAAAAAAAAUUUGUUCUAAUUAAUUCAAUUACAACAACAUCUUAAAGAAAAUAUAAUUAAAAAAAAAAACAAUGAAAACAAAGGAUAAUUUAAGGACAAUAGUGUAAAAAAUAAAUAACAAGAAGAAAUAAAUAACAAAAUUGUACAGUAAAAAAA